This is a messenger RNA of Dioscorea cayenensis subsp. rotundata (Guinea yam), 1257 nucleotides long. Its product is annotated as proline-rich protein 4-like. The record is from RefSeq and is a predicted model, not a curated record. NCBI's taxonomy places the organism in Eukaryota, Viridiplantae, Streptophyta, Magnoliopsida, Dioscoreales, Dioscoreaceae. The coding region runs from base 58 to 1011 and encodes 317 amino acids. The transcript is spliced from 2 exons.
CACUAAUCCUGGAACUAUAAGCACAAGAAGCUCAGGUGAAGUACCUAGUGUUUGAAAAUGGCGGUAAAGCCGCUUGCCAGAGACUUUGGCUUGGUGCUCAGUGUGGUAGUGUUGUUGAGUUUGAUGAGCUUGAUCAGUUGCUCAAGUAGGAGUUUUAGUGCACAAGAGAGUGGGGUUUUUGCUGAAGUUGUUGGUGCAACUGAGUGCUUGGACUGUGAUGAGAAGAACAUCAAGCAUGAGAAUGCUUUUAAAGGACUUCAAAUAGCAAUCAAAUGCAAAGUCAUCAACAAGCUGCAAGAACCCUACUACGUGACCAAAGCCACAAGUGAACUCAACCCUAAAGGGGAGUUCAUCGUACAACUUCCAGACGAUGUCAUCGGACACUUAGACGACCUAACCACCCAAUGCUUUGCUCAACUCCAUGAUGCUUCCAACACUCCAUGCCCACACCAAUCUCCUUCCAACAUCAUCCUUCUCCAAUCCAAACUCAAUUCAAACAAGCUCACCUAUUCCACCUCCACAUCAAAGCUCCCAUUCUCCUCAUCUACUUGCUCCUCAGUCUUCCUCUUGCACAAGUUCUUCCACCACCACCAUAUGUACAAAAUGCCAAACCCAUCACCAUAUCCGACACCGGUAUAUGAGCCAAAGCCAAAUCCAAGCCCACCACCAUCACCGGUAUAUAAGCCGACACCAUAUCCAAGCUCACCACCAUCACCGGUAUAUAAGCCGACGCCAAAUCCAAGCCCACCAUCAUCACCUGUGUAUAAUAAGCCUACUUAUGUUCCUAAGUAUCCUCCUGUUUAUAAGAAGCCACUGCCUCCUAUUCCUGAGUACCAUCCACACCCUAAGUACCAGAUUCCUCCUUCCCAUGAAUGGCCACCAAUGCCUCCUUUUCCUAAGUAUCAUGCACACCCUAAGUUCCAGCUUCCUCCUUCCCCUCCCUUCUCUUCCCAUCACCCACAUCACCCUUACUUCCCUCCUAGCAAAGAAGUGGCUCUCCCUAGUCCUUGAGUUUGGCAGCAAAUGAUGAUCUUAAUAAUAAUAUAUGUAUGUUAGUGGUGCAAUAAAGGGUUAUUGUGUAAGGUUGAGUCUGUUGUAACAGCCAUUGUAAGUGUCAUAUUGCUGCCUUGUAAAACAGCCAUGCAUGUAUGACACUAGUAAGAAUUUGAGUUCCGUAUGCAAGUAUUUGGAUUGUAUUUGGUUUAUAAAUUAGUAGAAUUUGGGCCUCAUCUAGGCAUGCUCUCUAUUCCACCCUUU